CAAAACGCCCGCGAGCGUUUUCGGAAGAAACCAAAAAUUGAUAAUCACUUGCUAUUUGGCGGCGGUGGGUCGUUGCUGGCCGCGAUGGCACCAUUACGUGCAGGAAGAACCGCCAUCGGCGAGGGCCCUAUCCAGCAUCCCUCCUUAAACCCAUCGACCACCACGUCUCUCGGCGGUGCUGUUUACGAUCCAUUUUCCUGGGGCGUAAGUGGUGACUCCGACCACGGGUUCGAGUCGUCCCAGUCGGGAGAUGGGUCCGGUUCGGAGGGUGCCGGAAUGGUGCGCUGCUGCAUGCCGCUCGGUGAGUGCGUUAAACCGAAGGGCGGAAGUAAUCUGUUCUCGGAGCUGGGUGCGAUGAUCAAUCUGGAAGAUCUGCGGGAAUGCGUGCGGGUGCAGUGCAGCAACGAGUCCUGCACUGCCGGUCAGUACAUGCACCGGGAGUGUUUCGAUCGGUGGGAAGAUGAGGUGCUGGGCUAUCUGAAGUCGACGGGCCGUGCCCGGUCCUGGUCGGAUAAACAGCGGCAGCAGUAUCUCUGGACGAAGAAGGGUUACGAUCUGGUGCACAAGAUGUGUGGCUGCAAGUGUGGACGUGGUAAUCUGAAGAAGGACCUUGACUGGAAUGCUCCUACCACGGCUACAAUGUUUGGACGUGCCCUUGUUGGAAGCGGUGGUGGCGGCGGCGGUGGUGGUGUUAUUGGAGAUGGUCCCAUCGAAACUGGUGGCAUGCUCGGACCGAUCGGUGGUCGUGAGGAUGAGAACGCCAAAAAGCAGAAGAAAAAGAAAAACCGGCACAAUCAGAAGCUGGCUAUUUCGACCAGUGCCAGCAGCAGUGCUAACAGUAGCGCUACCAGUAGCCCCAACAGCCAGCAGUUGCAGCAGCAACAGCAGACACAUCUGCUGCUGCAGCAGCAUCAUCAACUGCAGCAGCAACAUCAAACUGCUGAAGAGUUGCUGUCUAUACUGAGCAAGAUCAGGGUUUCGACGCCGAAUGCUGCUGCUGCUACGCCAAUGCGGCGUAAUGCCAACCAACCACCCGGUCUUGGUGGGCUUAUUAUCAAUGGGAUUCAUUCCCAUCUUCAACAGCAGCAGCAACAGCAUCUUCACCAUGGUACGACCAUUCCGGCUGGUAUGGUGGUGUCCUCUGCUUCGGCUCGUAUGCGUGCCAACAGCCUGUCAUCGAUCAGCAAUGGGUCCUGCACACCGCCAGCUUCGUCGAUCGGUGGUUCCGAGCAGUCCAUCUCACCGAUUCACAACCAGGCUCCGAGCCCGGCUAGCAUUGCCAAGCUGCCACUGACGCCGAAAUCGAAAGUCGAACUGUAUUCCGAGCGUGUUCGUGCUACAUCUGGUGCAAACGGGAUCUUCUCACGGCGCUUAGACUUCUCGUCGUUCAACGUGCUGCCACGUCAGCGAAUAAACUCCUACUCGAUAAAGAUUGAAGACGAAGGCAAUCACGGAAACGACGAAACGCGUCUCUUCAUUCUAUCUUCGCUGGCCGCCCAGCACAAGAGUCGCGUGGCGUGUGUGCUUUGCGAGGAACCGAUGCUAGUCUUUGACCGGUACCCGUUGGUCGAUGGAACGUUCUUUCUCAGCCCGAAACAACACAACAAAGGGUGCAUUGAGGUGAAGUACGAGAAUCGUGUCCAAUAUCUGACAUCCGUCUGCAUGGCGUGCUUGGAAGGCGUCGAGCCAAACCGUGUCGUACGGUGCAGAUUUUGUGUGAACAAGUGGGACGGUUCGUCGCUUGUUCUUGGCACCAUGUACUCUUAUGACAUUUUCGCUGCUAUGCCAUGCUGCACUGAACGAUUAAAGUGCAACAACUGCUUCAAACUGAUGCUGUCUCCAAAUCAACGGUUGAACUUUUACAGCGAUUACAGUCACAGCGUGUCCUGCCCGUACUGUUCGGCGCAGGACAAUCAUUUCGUAAAGCCGCUGACCUACUGCUACACCAAGCAGCCCAUGCAGUUUUUCCAGCAUUGGCCAUAACAUGAGGCCACGUUGGAAUCUCCCAAGUCGAGUGUGAACAGUGGCUCGCUGACGGAAGCUACCGGACGUCAGGAGCAACAGUCACCGUUCAACGGUUCGUCCGCUUCGUGCACUGCAUCGACAGGCACGGUUGCUGAUAAAGCUGCCGCUGAUUCCGCGGCAAUGAAUUCGUUCAUUCAGGAACUGCGUCAUCUCAGCAACAGCAGCACUAUUAGCAACAUCAGCAGCACAAGCAACGAUUCGGGCUUCUCGACUUCCUACUGUGGCGAUUCCAACGUUGGUGGCGGCCGGGC
Molecule: messenger RNA, 2276 nt
Organism: Anopheles maculipalpis
Lineage: Eukaryota; Metazoa; Arthropoda; Insecta; Diptera; Culicidae
Gene: heca
Product: headcase protein
Exons: 6
Coding region: 85-1983 (632 amino acids)
Source: RefSeq, a predicted model, not a curated record